Messenger RNA from Suillus subaureus, 798 nucleotides. RefSeq lists its product as uncharacterized. Bases 235 to 498 code for a protein of 87 amino acids. The record is from RefSeq and is a predicted model, not a curated record. Lineage: Eukaryota; Fungi; Basidiomycota; Agaricomycetes; Boletales; Suillaceae. The transcript has 3 exons.
GCGUUGAGUUGCUGUGCAGUACAAGCUUUUGCAUUUUUAUUGGCAUGCUUCUCCUCCGUAAACGAGUCAACUUGACAGUCAAUCGAUCUGUCACAGAUACACGUUCCAUACGGCCGUUUGACCAUUUGACCUCGAAACUUUCUGAUCGCAAACUAUCACAAUUGGCACCGAAAUUGCUGUAUAUGGUAUCCUCUGUAUUCGGGGAUACAACAGUCCUCGUGUCUUGCCUCAUCCAUGUUCAAUUUCUUGUUCUCGUGUUGUGUUCGUCAGCGUCGGCGCGACCUAACGGCUCCUGAUGAACGCACCUUUCUAAUACCCGCCACCACCGCAAGCGAGACUCCUACGCCUCAGCCGCGGGUGGUUGACCACCAGAAACUAAAAGAGAGGUUGGGUACUGUCGUGCGCUCAAAAGAAGGGUGCGUUUCCUUUGUCUCUAUAAUUGCUUUUUCUUUCUCCUACAGCGUGCUUUCUGACGAUGCCACACAGAAAAAUGGUUAAUGUCAAUGCCGCCUUCCCAUUUAACCUCCACAACCAGUCACUUGGCGAUCCUCCGUCUCGCAGUGUCUCAGGCGGAACCCUGGAUAGCAGUCGGCAGGCCUCGCGAUCUCCUGCACGUCAUUCGCUACACACGAGAUACUCGAGCACUUCGCUGCAGCGGGAUGCGGAAGGUCCCGCUUCUCAGAGCAAUGACGUAGUGGAAGGAAGAGGUGACCCGCACAAGCCGAUAUUAAAUGUUAGGCUUGUAUCAACUCCAGUGAGCAACAGUGCAAACAGGGCAAUUAAUAGCAUCUCUCGGGG